Bathycoccus prasinos is the source of this 630-nucleotide messenger RNA. RefSeq lists its product with no specific name. NCBI's taxonomy places the organism in Eukaryota, Viridiplantae, Chlorophyta, Mamiellophyceae, Mamiellales, Bathycoccaceae. The transcript is spliced from 2 exons. The record is from RefSeq and is a predicted model, not a curated record. Bases 1 to 630 code for a protein of 209 amino acids.
AUGGCCGACGCUGAAGCUAAACCGGUGGUUGAAUUCACCAAGGAUUUCCCGAAAAAAGACGCCGCCAUCGCGGCCGGGUUCAAAGAAAAAGACGUCGCCAAAGUGUUCAAAGAGGGCGGUAAAAAAGGCGUCGAAAUCGAAGGCGCCGCCGACAUGUCCGGAUUGACGUGCUUUUGCACGCGCAUCCAAAACGCCAAAGGGGAGGUGAAACUCCUCGAAGUCGCCAUGGAAGGGAUGAACGCGAUUCCAGACCCAUCCGACGAGGAGGAAAGAAAAGGGUGCUCCGGGAAGAUCUCCAAAAUUAUAAUCUCCGAAAGCGAAGAGAAAGGACAAAUCGCGAUGGUGGCGUACGUCGCCGAAGAGACGAAGGACAAGCUGAACGCGAAGGAUUGGUUGCAAGGCGUGUGCGAUUCGGAUUUGGGUGGUGGCGUCGGGGGAACCGUGGACGAAGGCGCGACGGAUACCUGGGCGACGGUCACGUGCAAGGAAGAUAAGGAGAAAUUUUUCUUUUUGAAGAUGAAGGAUAACUGCUUGGGCGCGGCGAUUGCGUAUUUGAGAGAGAGAGAUUUGUUCCAAGACGAUUCGUCCUCGGAGGAGGGCGAUAACCCGGCGGCGGACUUUGAGUGGUAA